UGUUAUCAAAACGACGGAACUAGUAAAUUCUCUGGUCUCCAUCUUCUCUCUCUCGUUCACACACAAACCCCUAGUACUGUCACUAAUGCUUUUCUCCCCUCUUUUUAUAUAUAUAUUGACAAGCUUGCGAUCUAACUUUUGCAAGAUCUCUCGGAGCAGUGAGAGGGUUUCUAGGUUUCAGAGAAAAAAAAUAAUGGCUCCACUCAAGUACUUGUGUUUUAGAAAGUUACUGUUGUUGCUCUAUUUCAUUCUCUUCCUAUUCUCUUGCUCUUCUUUCUUUGCUACUUUUGCCUCAUCAGAAACUUCUGUUGAUGAUGACAAACAACAAACACAGUUAUUAGAUCCACAUUUUAGAGUGAGAAGAUUGUUGGUGAAAGAUCUGGAAACUGAUGAUGAAGAAACCAAUCCUCCUCCUCCUAAGAAGAAGAAGCUUACUGGUUCUGUUCCAUCAACACCUGGUGCUAAGAAGAAUCAAACCAAUCUCAUCAAACCAAUCUCUUCUUCCACCAAGAACCAGACUAAACUAGCUAAGACUACAUCCUCCAAACUUAACUCCACCAAAUCUUCUUCUAACACAACCAAGAACGGAUCAGACAUCAAGAAGCUCAGUUCCGGAACCAAAUCCUCAAACUCUACUUCUUUGAACAAGAAGUCAUCAGAUCUGUCCAAAUCAACCUCAUCCAAGAACAAGACCACCACAAAACCCCCAAGUUCCAAACUAUCUCCUCCUCCAGACAAGAAGAAACCACCAUCCUCCUCAAAACCCACAACCAAACCAAAACCAGCAGAGAAAGAAAUAAAACCAAUCUGGCUAGACAACGAGGAAGACGACGACUUCGUCAGCGAGUUCAGAGACCUACCCACAAGAUUCCAAAGAACCCUAAUCCCAGACCUAGCAAAAAUCUCAACCACAUCCAAAAACUACAUCAACAAAGCCAACAAAGAGAUCACCAAGAACUUCAAACCCUACUUCGGCAACAAGUACGCACCAAUCAUCACCUCCGCUGUCUCCUUCAUCUUCAUCCUCGUCCCUCUUCUCCUAGUCUCCCUCGUCUUCAACCGUUUCAAAGCCUACUUCUCCCUCCAAAAGCUCCUCAUCUUCAUCCAAAUCUACCUCUCCAUCUACUUCACGAUCCUGUGCCUCUCCUCCCUCGUCACUGGCAUCGAGCCACUCAGGUUCCUCUACGCUACGUCAGGCUCAACCUACGUGUGCUUGCAGAUCAUGCAAACACUAGGAUACGUGUUCUACCUCUUGGUUCUUCUCAUGUACCUCGUCCUAGUCUUCUCUACGGACUGUGGCUUGGCCCUCAAGGUACUAGGCUUGGCGCAGACGUUUGUGGGGUUUGCUGUGGGUUUGCAUUAUUACGUGACGGUGUUUCAUAGGGUGGUGCUUCGACAGCCUCCGAAGACGAACUGGAAGGUGCAUGGCGUUUACGCCACGUGUUUUCUUCUCAUUUGCGUGUUGUCUAGUGCGGAGAGGAGGAAGAAAGAGUACUUGGAAGAAGGCGGUGACGAAGGGAAGAAAAAUUGAAAUUUUUGCAUUUUGUAUUUCUUUUUUUUUUCUUUUUGCUUUGUUGUGUUUUUAUAAUUUCGGCAAAAUUUAGCUGAAAACGCAAUAGAAGAACAAUUACUAGUGGAGGUUGGAGAAUUUGCUGCUUCAUUUUGUAUUUAUAAGGCAAAUCGAUAAAUGUGGAACUAAAUUUCAUA
Raphanus sativus (radish) is the source of this 1707-nucleotide messenger RNA. RefSeq lists its product as uncharacterized. Lineage: Eukaryota; Viridiplantae; Streptophyta; Magnoliopsida; Brassicales; Brassicaceae. The record is from RefSeq and is a predicted model, not a curated record. The transcript has a single exon. Bases 86 to 1531 code for a protein of 481 amino acids.